UUCUUUAUUAUUAUCCACAUAUUUUUUUGAUUAUCGGUCAAAAUGAAGGCUGUUCUAUUAGUGUUUCUUAAUAUUUUACAAUUAUUAUACAUUUCUUCCUCACCUCUGGAGUCAAGGUGUUUUGCGAUUGACACUAAAUGUCUUACUGCAAGAGCACAAGAAAACGUCGCUCUAUUUGUACAGGGUUUGCCAGACUUAAACAUUGAAAGACUUGACCCAAUGUGCAUCGAUUAUGUUAAAAGAGACUUAGCAGGUUUAAAAUUUGAGGGAAAGAAUUUACGGAUAGACGGUUUGGCAAAGUCAAUUAUUGAUGAAAUUAGUAUUGACAUGAAUUCAAGGUUAAUGAGAUUGGAAUUUCAUUUAGAUCCAAUCUCUAUACAGAGUAACUAUAAACUCGAUGGUAAUCUGUUCACGAUACCAAUUUGUGGCGAAGGAGAUUUGGUCACUGUAGAGAGAAACCUACAAGUUGAUUUAAAAAUGCCAUUUGAUUUACUUGUUGACGCAUAUGGCACAACGUUCAUGAACUUGAAGAAUUAUACGUACAAUUUCAACGUAAAAGACGGCGGAGAAUUCAGGCUUACAAACCUGUACUAUGGAGACCAAGAAAAAAGUGACUUUGUCCAUAACUUUUUGAACAACAACUGGAAGGCUAUUACUCAAGUCUUUGGACCUCUUAUUUUGGACGACGCUGUCUUCAAAGUAUAUAACGCAAUUGCUACGUUUAUGCGUUCAAGACCUUUGAAUGACUUGCUCUUAUAAAAUGAUACAUAUGAAGAUUUGGAAUGUAAAUAAGUGACUAUAAUAAAUCAAUGGUCGAGUAAUGUGGCAUGGUGGCAAUUAAUUUUUCUAAUUAUUUUCUGAAUAAAUUUUUAUAGCAAAAG
Molecule: messenger RNA, 881 nt
Organism: Danaus plexippus (monarch butterfly)
Lineage: Eukaryota; Metazoa; Arthropoda; Insecta; Lepidoptera; Nymphalidae
Exons: 5
Coding region: 43-759 (238 amino acids)
Source: RefSeq, a predicted model, not a curated record